Brachypodium distachyon (stiff brome) is the source of this 2077-nucleotide messenger RNA. Its product is annotated as NAC domain-containing protein 7-like. The transcript is spliced from 5 exons. The coding region runs from base 835 to 1845 and encodes 336 amino acids. NCBI's taxonomy places the organism in Eukaryota, Viridiplantae, Streptophyta, Magnoliopsida, Poales, Poaceae. The record is from RefSeq and is a predicted model, not a curated record. Gene Ontology annotation, biological process: regulation of DNA-templated transcription. Gene Ontology annotation, molecular function: DNA binding.
GCCUCACACUCACCGUCUUUUCAGCUGCCUUUCUCUGCAUCUCUCCUCCAUCGACCCAUUCUUUUACCCUAGCCCUAGUACCACAAAAUCUUCCUCUCUCCCUUUCAUCUUCUUCUCUCGGCCAAUUCAUUCUUUGCCUAGCUAGCUUGGAUAUUAAUCGAUCGAUAUCGAUCCUAGCCUAGCUUGUUUUCAGUCUUACUGUCUCUAUAUAUUCAUGGCGGCCAGAUCAGAUUGUGCACCGAUAUUUCUUUAGUAUAAUCCAUCCACUUGCGUGGUAGCUAGCUCUCGACCUCCUUUUUCCUUCAAUAUUUGAUCUCAAUCCAAUCCCGUUUUCGCUCCCCGUUCCCGUUCUGCUGCAAACCCUUCUCCUCUCCUCCCAGCUGCAGCUCAUCAGCUCUCUCUGCAUGUGCUGCUGCUAGCUGAGGAAGGGGAACAAGAAGAAGAUCCAAGUGUAAUCAACAGCCAGCCAAGAACUACCUUUGAUGCAUGCAGAUGAACUAGCUAGCCUUUUGGCAGAGCAGAUAAUGAGUUAGGCCUAAAAGCAGAUCAGAAAGAUCAAGAGAAGAAGAUACAUAGCAGCUGGAGACAAAAGUCCAUCCCUGUCUCCUAGCUAUCUCUGCUACAUAUAUAGAUCUCUGGAUUUCGGCAAGGUUUCAUCACAUAUCUCUCACCAAGAUUUCGAUCCAAACAAAGUCAUUAAAUAAAGGUACAAAUAUUUAUUGUCAGCAGGAAUAUAUAGAAUAUAUAGUUUGGACUACAUCCUCUGUCGGCGCGCGUCGAUCUAUUGACCGCGAACUGUAGGAAAGGCUCCGACAGUAUCGCGCAUCAAUCGACAUGAGUAACAGUACACAGCAGCAGCAGGUUCCUCCAGGUUUUCGGUUCCACCCGACCGAUGAGGAGCUUGUGGAUUACUACCUCCGCAAGAAGGUGGCCUCGAGAAGGAUUGACCUAAAUGUCAUCAAAGAUGUUGAUCUCUACAAGAUUGAACCAUGGGAUCUCCAAGAGAAAUGUAGGAUAGGUCCUGAGGAGGAGCAGAGCGAUUGGUACUUCUUCAGCCACAAGGACAAGAAAUACCCAACAGGGACUCGGACAAACCGGGCAACCGCGGCGGGGUUCUGGAAGGCGACGGGGAGAGACAAGCCCAUCUAUGCAAAGCACUGCUUGGUUGGCAUGAGGAAGACCCUCGUCUACUACAAAGGCAGGGCUCCCAAUGGCCACAAGUCCGACUGGAUCAUGCACGAGUACCGCCUCGAGACCAACGAGAAUGGCCCUCCACAGGAAGAAGGUUGGGUAGUAUGCAGGGUGUUCAAGAAGAGAUUACCGGCAACAAGAAGGGAUCUGGACCAUGAUGCACCCUGCUGGUAUGUCGAUGACGAUGGGCCCUUCAUGCAUGACCUCAACGCUCCGACGAUGAACGGAAUAAUGCCCCCUCACCACAGCAUGGCGGCGCUGCAAGAACAACACCUCCAGAUGCUCAACAACACCUACAAGAGGGAACUGAAGCUACAAUUCCAAAUGCCAAACCAUCAUCAUCACGAUGUCCUCAGCACCAUUAUUCCUCAUGACCUAGAGACAUCUUCCUUCCAUUCUCUUUUGGUAUCGCCCGAUGAUCACCAAGUCAAUGCCCACCACCAUGUUCAACUUAUCGAUCAUGCAGCUGUCGACCAAUCCACUACUGACUGGAGAGUCCUGGACAAGUUUGUUGCAUCCCAGCUUAGUAAUGAUGCGACCAAGGGUGUAGAUUAUACUGAUGGAGGCAUUCUUCAGCUCAACGAGAAGCAAGAGGGGGCAACUGAUUAUGCGUCCACCUCGACAUCAAGCAGUCAAGUUGAUCCAUGGAAGUGACGAUGCCCUUAAUCAAAUAUAGUAUCUCAUACAUAAUUAUUAUCUUAAGGAGCUAUAAUAAUAAGGAUGAUGAUGAUCAUCAUGUGAUAUCAAUUAUUGGACAGAUAAGUAAUUUGAUUUACAUAGUACCAUGUAAAUAUAAGACUGUAAUAUGAUGUGUGUAGUACUGUACGCUGCUUACGUGUUUCAGUGCGUUGUACUAAAUAUAAUGAUCACCGUGUUGCUACAUAUA